Messenger RNA from Sclerotinia borealis F-4128, 1032 nucleotides. NCBI's taxonomy places the organism in Eukaryota, Fungi, Ascomycota, Leotiomycetes, Helotiales, Sclerotiniaceae. The record is from the annotation of a GenBank genome assembly.
AUGGCGGAACAACCAAGAAGAAGAAAACGUCCUGAUAGUUCGAAGAUGUGGGAGGAGAGCGAAAACCGUGGUCCUGGUCGAGACCGAGAAGAGAAAAAUGAUCGAGGGGAUCGACGCGACGAUAGAAAUCGCAAUCAUGAGCGCAGUCGCAGAGAUAGAAGCAGGUCACCACGCGAUUCAAAAGAUAACAUACGAAGUUCAUAUAGGGAUAGGGAACGAGAACAACGGAACCGUGGUGGCAGGAGAGAUGAUCGGGAUGGGCGAGGCAAUGAUAGAAAUAGGGAUCAUCGAGACAAGAAUGAUGGGAGGUCAGGAAGAAGAGACAGUCAUCGAGCAGAUGUACCGGAUAGGACUAGAGGUGAGUUUAUGCCCUAUGCACUUUCGCAGACGGUGUUUACAUUGAGGGGCAGACCUAACAUUGGCAAAGACGAUGUUCAAGAACCUCGAGUGAAGGAUGAGAAUGAGAAUGAUAGAAAAGGUAUGUUUUCACCUGAUUCAGAACAGGAUGAAACAUUGGUACUCGCAAUCAGAACCCUGUCUAAUUCACAUAAAGACAAUGAGCGAUCAUCAGGAGAGAAGUCAAAUGAACGAGUAAGAUCGAGGAGUCCGCGGCGUAAUGACGAGCGAGAUUAUAGGAAGGACAAAAGUAGCGAAGGAACCUCACGGAGCGGCGAAUAUACAGAUGAUCGAAAUGUUACUCCACAACCAGUAAGCUUCAGUAUUGGGGCUAGUCACACAGCUAUAGGACAUGAUCACGAUCGGAUGGAUAUCGACAGCGGAAACAAGAAAAAGAAAUCACAACCCAAGAAGAAAAUUAAGGAAGAAGAAGAGGACGAUGAUAUUGUGAUUGAGGAUGAUGGAAUGGCUGCUAUGCAAGCAAUGAUGGGAUUUGGAGGAUUCGCAACUACACAAAACAAGCAGAUACCUGGGAACAAUAUUAGUGCGGUGAGAAAGGAGAAGAAGACAGAGUAUCGACAAUACAUGAAUCGGGUUGGAGGAUUUAAUAGACCUCUGAGUCCGAGUAGGGAUUAA